This is a messenger RNA of Microthlaspi erraticum, 555 nucleotides long. Lineage: Eukaryota; Viridiplantae; Streptophyta; Magnoliopsida; Brassicales; Brassicaceae. The record is from the annotation of a GenBank genome assembly.
AUGUCAGAAGGUUACGCAAUCGAGCUCUACUUCGAUCCGGCGCUUGAAAACCAGGUUCUGAAAGCUUGGAACGUCUUCGCUCGCCGUCAAAUCAGUACGAAAUUGAUCAGCAAUGAGUCUCGCCCACACAUAACCUUGUUCUCGACCGUCUUCUUCGACUCAGCGAGGCUCGAAUCCGUCAUCAGAAACUUCGUAUCGAAGCAGGAGCCACUCUCGAUCGCUUUCUCUACCAUCGGAAGCUUCUCGAGCGACAACAACGUACUCUUCCUCUCGCCGACACCGUCUCUAUCGCUUCUUCAGCUACAAUCUCAGUUAUGUGAGACGAUGAAGAAAGAAGGUGUUGAGAUUCCUGAAGAUUAUCGUACCGAUUCGUGGGUUCCGUUGUGUCCGGUGGCUCUUGAAGUGCCUAAGUCGCGUAUGGCUGAAGCUUUCUCGGUGUUGAGAGAACUGAAGCUUCCGGUGAAUGGUUACGGCAUGGAGAUUGGUGUGGUUGAGUUUUCUCCGGUUCGUGAAGUCUUCUCAUUUGCUCUUGGUAACAACACUUUGGAGUCUUGA